AAUGAUUUUGAAUAGUCAAAAACGAUUAGAUUUCUUAAAUACAUCCAAAGACAAUUUACGCGUGCGCGACAUAAUAUAAAUACAUAUAUAUAAUCUGCGGCUACCUGAUAUCGAGACAGAAGACAAAGCAAGUUCGCCACGAUUUUGCCAUAGUAUUGCCUAAAAUGGAGCAGAUGGUUGGGAAAUCUUUCAUUAGUUCUGCUAUAUCAGAUGCGAUGUUCCAGUUCGCCCUGACAAGUCUGCAUAAAUAUGCAACGAUCAAGUCAAAGGAAGAUUUUGUUUUUAGUCCGUACAGCAUAUAUCAGGAACUUUUCUCGGUUUACCUUAUCUCCAGUGGUGAUAUUGAACAGCGUUUAAGAAACAUUCUUUAUUUACCGAAUGUUUCGAAGUAUGAGUUGAUGAAAAACAUUAAAUUUGAUAAAUACCCUUCAAUACAUCAUAAAUACCCUACAAAACGGCCCGCACAAGAGGAGGAUGCUGCCUCUAAUCAACCGCAACUGUACGCGAUUGACAAUAAAUGUAUUUUUUUAAACACAAUACUUCGUAAAAACAUCGAAAUAAUAAGAAAUCUGUACAAUUGUGGAUUCACAUCUAAUGAGAGCAAUGAUAUCCAAGAUAUAAAUAGAAAAAUCAAUAAAAUUUUAAAAAUACUAACAAAUGAUUACAAUCAUAAACCGUUGGAAUUAGAAAUAAAAAGAGAAGGUGUAGACAUUAUUUUGAUGAACGUCAACCGAUUACUAUCGAAUACUUCUUGCUAUCUAAAUUUUAAAACGUUUUCCAGUGAUAAAUUACAGGUGGACGUAAAAGAGUUAAUUAUCAAGAAAGAUUACACGUCGUUGUUUAUAUUGACACCUUUUUCAUCAAGCACAGACAAGAGGGUUAAAACUGAUACGAGCAGCACUAGCCUUUCCAGCUUGAUUGAAAGAUUGUCAACCAGCGAAGGAAUGCGUAUACUUCGGAAAUUGCUGUUUUGUGUAGAAACAGAUGGAUCACUAUCUUCUUCUACUCGGCCGACCUUUGAAAUUGAAAAAAAUUUAGAUAUGCCAGUUCUGUUGCGAGAACUAGGCGUCGAACAGUUAUUGACGCCCGAUGCGAUUUCUUUGGACAACACCUUCGCGGAAGACAAUCAAUUCGUGCACUUCGGCAAUGCCGUGCACCGUGCUCGUGUCAAGGUCACGGCGGAGAACGUCACUGCGACUGCGGUAACCUUGAUCAGUGGACAAGAACCCAGUUCGAACAAUAGUAUAAGCAACAUGUAUCUGAAUUAUCCGUUCGUUUGGCUAAUUUACGACAAAAAGAAUGCAGAUAUUCUUUAUAUCGGCGUAUUUAAUAAAUUUGACAAGUAUAUUGACGUUUGUAAAAUUUUAAAAAAUUGGUUUAUCUAAACUUUAUAAGACAUUCCUCGAGUCGCUCGCGACUUUCAACCUAAUCGUCGAGAAGUUUAAAAGUUCUUAUUACUAUGAUUAUUAAAAGGGGCGUAAGUUAAGAGUUUUUAGAUAUUUGAAUGACUAUUGAGAAUUUGUUUGAAAACACUUUACAGCAAAUCAUUUCGAAACUUUGAGGCAUUUGUUAUUAAAUUUUUGCAAGUAGAAAAUUUUUUUGGUCAAUAAACCGCCUUUGAAGAAUCUUAUCACCGUUGGUGUUACAACUUGACGAGCAAUCUUAUAUCUCCAAAUUUUGUCUGAAAUUAAAAACUAAAAAUUUUUUUUUCUAUUGUAUUAUUUA
Nylanderia fulva is the source of this 1725-nucleotide messenger RNA. Its product is annotated as serine protease inhibitor 88Ea-like. The record is from RefSeq and is a predicted model, not a curated record. Gene Ontology annotation, molecular function: serine-type endopeptidase inhibitor activity. Lineage: Eukaryota; Metazoa; Arthropoda; Insecta; Hymenoptera; Formicidae.